AUGAGUGUUCCAUUUUCAGUUUCUUAUUUAUCAUCUUGUCACUUGUGGUUGCUUGUUGUUUUGGCCUUGGUUCAGUUGUGCUUAUCUGGUCAAAAGUCUGAUGAUGUAUUAUGUAUGGACGGUGAGAGACAAGCACUUAUCCGGUUCAAGCACGACCUCAUAGACGAAGCAGACCGGCUUGCUUCUUGGGUUGGUGAGAAGAGCGAUUGUUGCAGAUGGGCUGGAAUCGUUUGUGAUAACAUCACUGGCCAUGUCCAAGAGAUUCGUCUUCGUGGACUUGAUGGUCAUUGUGAUAGUAUUAGCAUAUAUGACGGCUCUUAUAAAGCAGUAAAAGAAGGCUUAAAGCAGAAGUUAGGAGGGCAUUUAAAUCCAUCGUUGUUGGAGCUGAAGCAACUCAAGUAUCUAGACUUGAGCUGCAAUGAUUUUAAACAUAUCCAAAUUCCAAGCUUCAUAGGUUCUUUUAGAAACCUGAGGUAUCUUAACCUCUCUGAAUCGAACUUUGGUGGGAUGUUCCCUCCUAAAAUAGGGAAUAUUUCAGAGUUACGUGUCCUUUCUCUUGCAGAUUUGGGUGGAAUAAGAAUAAUGGAAAUGAAGUGGUUGUCAAAUCUUCGUCAGUUGCAUCAUUUGGAUAUGAGUUUAAUUGAUCUUAGCAAAGCUAUCGACUGGUUUCAGGUGAUCAACACUCUCCCUUCUUUGGUCGAACUGCAUCUCUCUAUUUGUCGACUCCCGAAUAUGCAUCCCCAUGUUUCUAGACUUAAUGUAACAUCCCUCACUGUGCUUGAUCUUCUUGGAAAUGAUUUUGGUGAAACUUUUCCAAAGUGGAUUUUUAGUAUAACAAGUCUAGUUUCAUUGCAUUUAGGUGACUGCAGAUUUAACAACCCUCUUCCUAGUAGCAUUUAUAGCUUUCGUAAUUUGACUUCUCUCGAGACGCUGUAUGCCUACGGGAAUCAUUUUAUGAAUUCUUCAUCGCUUUUAGAAGGGUUGUCUAGUAACUUGAAAGUGUUAGAUAUAGGUUAUUGUGGGAUUUCGAGUUUAGGACCACAUUCACUUCGUAACCUCACAUCUCUUCUUAGCCUUGACAUGUCAGGAAACCAACUCACCAAUCAAAUACCUAAUUUGUUGGGUAACUUUUGUAAACUGAGAGACAUCAAUUUGGCAUUCAGCAAUUUUGGUAACGUUGGAUUAACAUACCUUCUUAAAAGUCUUUUCAGUUGCAAAUCACCGAGUUUGGAGUCAUUAGACAUGUAUUCCUCAGGACUUUCUGGUCCAAUUCCUAACUCCAUCAUACGACUAUCAUCGUUGAAGAUGUUAGUGCUUACUGGUAACAGACUGAACGGAAGCAUUCCUGACUCAGUCGGGAAAUUAUCAUCAUUGAAGUUGUUAGAUCUUUCGGGUAAUAGAUUGAACGGAAACAUUCCUGACUCGAUCUCACGAUUAUCAUUAUUAGAGACGUUGGAUCUUUCGUAUAACCAACUCGGCGGCAGCCUUCCCUAUAGCCUCGGUCAACUUUCAAAACUGAUUGAUUUAUAUUUUUCACACAAUUUGUUGACGGGUGUUGUCACAGAAGCUCACUUGGCUAAACUAGUGAGCCUGAGAUUUCUAGAUGGGUCAGGCAACAACUUGACCCUAAAACUUCAAGUUGCCAACUGGAUUCCUCCCUUCCAAUUGCAAGGCAUGUAUUUGAACUCUUGGCAUUUGGGGCCUCAAUUUCCUUUAUGGCUUCAAUCGCAGAGAGAUUUAAUACGACUCGACAUAAGCAAUUCACACAUUUCAUCACCAAUGCCUCGUGACUCUUUCUGGAGAUCAUUCCCUGAUCUAACUUAUUUAAAUAUGUCUGGCAAUCAUCUCAGAGGUACAUUAAAAUUAGGUUUCCUUGGAACAUUUGAUGUACUUGACUUGAGUUUUAACGAGUUUACAGGGGAAUUAUCUACUAUCUCAAAUGGUUCAUUAAACCUUGUGUCUUUGGAUCUGUCUUAUAACUCUUUUGAGGGAUCAUUACACCAUUUGUUGUGUUUCAGUGGCGUGCAAGAAACACAUGUUCUUUUUCUGGCAUAUAAUCAUUUUUCGGGGCUCAUUCCCGAGUGUUGGGAGAAGUGGCCAAAUUUGCAAGUCUUAAGCUUGGAAAAUAAUAACUUGUCUGGUGAGAUUCCAAAAACACUUGGUUAUGUUCAUGAGCUACAACUAUUGAACCUACAUGGGAACAAGAUAUCAGGGAGAUUACCAUCUUCACUAAUGAACUUGUCAAAGUUGGAGAUCCUUCAACUUGGCAAAAAUGAACUUGUUGGAAGCAUCCCAACAUGGAUUGGAACAAAACUCACUUUUUUAAAAAUUCUCAACCUUAGGUCCAACCACUUGGACGGGAAUAUUCCUCAUGAGCUCUGCUAUCUUUCACAUACUCACAUUUUGAAUCUUGCUCAAAAUAAUCUAUCCGGAAACAUUCCAAGAUGCUUUUACAACUUUAGUUUCCUUUCUGGUAAAGAAACAUAUACGUAUCCUGCUUUAACCAUAUAUUUUGAACAAGAUGGAUUCUCUAGCAGUGGAUUGGCUCGUGUUACUGCAAGCGAUACGUUGGUGAUGAAGGGACAAGAGUACACCUAUACAUCUUUUCUUGGACUUGUGACGUUCUUGGACCUUUCUAGCAACAAUUUUUAUGGACAAAUCCCUAAUGAGCUUACGGCCCUCACGGAGUUAAAGUCACUAAACUUAUCAAGAAAUAAGUUGACAGGAAGGAUCCCAGAGAAAAUUGGUGACAUGAAAGCACUUGAAUCUCUUGAUUUCUCUAUGAACAAGCUUUCUGGAGAACUUCCCAUGAGCUUGUCAAGGUUGAAUUUCUUAAGCAGCUUCAACGUGUCCUACAACAAAUUGACUGGAAGAGUUCCAACCGGUACUCAGCUCCAAAGCUUCAAUGAGUCUGGCUUUACUGGCAACAAACUUUGUGGAGCUCCACUAAGUGAUCGUUGUGUACCAGUUGAAGUACCAAAUCUUACAAUAGGAGACCAAAAGGAAGACGGUGGAACAGAAUGGGGGUUGAUUAUUAGCAUUGUGCUUGGACUUGUUACUGGAUUUUGGAUCAUUGUGGCUCCAUUGAUAGUCAGCACAUCAUGGAGGAUUGCAUAUUUUAGUCUCGUGAGUAAAUUGAUCGAUAUAUGA
Molecule: messenger RNA, 3150 nt
Organism: Helianthus annuus (common sunflower)
Lineage: Eukaryota; Viridiplantae; Streptophyta; Magnoliopsida; Asterales; Asteraceae
Product: receptor-like protein EIX2
Exons: 1
Coding region: 1-3150 (1049 amino acids)
Molecular function (GO): protein binding
Source: RefSeq, a predicted model, not a curated record